This is a messenger RNA of Penicillium lagena, 723 nucleotides long. RefSeq lists its product as uncharacterized. The record is from RefSeq and is a predicted model, not a curated record. The transcript is spliced from 3 exons. Lineage: Eukaryota; Fungi; Ascomycota; Eurotiomycetes; Eurotiales; Aspergillaceae. The coding region runs from base 1 to 723 and encodes 240 amino acids.
AUGAUGGGGUCUGUCGAUCCGGCCGCCAGGAAAUUAAGGCAGGGCCCUGUGGUUGUGAGCGAGCGGAACGCCACCCAGAGACCCUUUCACUGCGCCCUGAUCGGCUACGCCCUGAUCAGCUACGCCCUGAUCAGCUACGCGGUCGCCGCGUCAGUGCAGCGCAAGACACAUCACCCUGUUCUCAUUCACUACAAAUCCCUAAUCUCCUACUACAUGCGUUUGGGGUCCAAAUGUGAUCGAUCGAUGGUGAGCUCUCAGGGCCCUCUUGCGCCAGCUCACGGGGGCCUUCCACGGCGCCAAGAAAGCCAGCGGGUGUCCAAGACGCAAUGUGGCACAAAGAGCAGCAAGGCCGCGUGGGCAGGCGUGGCGACCGUAAGCUCCGAGAAUGUACGUGGACUGCGUACGUAUGCUCUGUUCCUUAACGCCGCCGGUGUUCGAGAUCGAGGUGCAGAAGCUUGGCAGAUCGACAGUUCGCCGGUAUGUAGGGGGAAAGUCAAUUGUCCAUAUGAGGUGAAUGGGGUUGGGUUGGCAUCACGACAGCACCUCGCCCCGGGUCUUUUUAUCUUUCAAAUUCUCAAAUCACACGUCGCUGCCUUGCGUAGCUGGACGGAGGAGUCUCCGCGAUUCUCACAGACGAGCGCUACAAUAUACUAUCUAUGGAUGUCUCGGGGCGGGGCGGGCCCUGUGGACGCGUACGAGUACGAACCGAGCCCUACAGACUAA